Messenger RNA from Aspergillus aculeatinus CBS 121060, 2159 nucleotides. RefSeq names its product cytochrome P450. The transcript has 5 exons. The record is from RefSeq and is a predicted model, not a curated record. The coding region runs from base 437 to 1999 and encodes 520 amino acids. Gene Ontology annotation, molecular function: monooxygenase activity; heme binding; oxidoreductase activity, acting on paired donors, with incorporation or reduction of molecular oxygen. Lineage: Eukaryota; Fungi; Ascomycota; Eurotiomycetes; Eurotiales; Aspergillaceae.
CUUGUAAUACUCCUGUCAUCGCUAUCCGUGGAUAGCAUCGCUUAAUUUGUGCUGCAGGUAUGCUGCAGAAGUGUAAGCCCAGUACUUUGAAUCGCGAACAAAUCGUUGGCCGCCGAAGACGGACGACAUUGGGCCUAAUAGCGGGUGUCGGCCGGUAGGAGAGCCAAACAGGCUGACAACCGCGAUGGUGCGAGAGAAAAGAGGGGAGGAGAUGGGGACCUGAAUGAUGGAGUUGAAUGUUGGCAGACGCGGCUCAAGUGGGCUUAAAGACACCGAGUAAACCAUAUAGAUACUCUUGAUCCUCUAGGGUGCGAACUUCAAGCAAGGGCUCCAAACAUUUCUUUUUCCUGCAGUCCACUGAGCCCCAAUAGUGUUGGUUUCCAAUUGUUGGAAGAAAGAAGCAGAAAUAGAAGAUUGGCCGAGGCAGAGAAUCGACAUGACGGAAGGCACCAUGACUGCAGUCGAGACCCUUGCUCGGGACUGGCAGCCGUGGCCCCUCCUGCUGAUCAUCGCCGUGGUGGGCAUGCUGGUCUCCAUCGUCUGGAUGGUGAGGUCUGCAUAUCAUCUGCGGAAGAUCCCUGGACCCUGGUGGGCGCCCUACACCCGUCUCUGGCUCUUUCGAGCCUUGUACUCGGAGCGUUGCGCGGAGGUCUAUCUCCAAGUCAAUCGACAAUACGGUCCCCUGGUGCGCAUUGGGCCCAACCACCUGAUCACCAAUGAUCCGGGUCUGUUUCGACAGAUCCUGGGGGUGCAGUCCAAGUACAAUCGUGGGCCGUGGUUUGACGCCCUGCGUCUUGAUCCUCACAAUGCGAACCUCAUCACCGAGCGGCAUCGGCAGAAGCAUGAUGCCUUGAGGGCGAAGAUGGCGCCGGGGUAUCAAGGGAAAGAUUUGCCGCAGAUGGAAAAAACCAUUGAUCACAAUCUGCUCUUCUGGCUGGAGUACAUCCAGAAGCACGCGUUGACGACCCCUGACCGUCAUGUGGCAUUUGACCUGGCGCGGAGUAUACAAUGGCUGCUGUUUGACAUGGUGUGCCACCUGUGCCUGGGCCACUCGCUGGGGUUUGUCGAUCAGCAUGAAGACUGCUUCGGAUUCCAGAACGUGUUGGAAACCCGACUGCCGAUUGUGGAGAAGUUUGCGGUUUUCACGGAAGUGAAUACGUGGAUUAAGGUGAUCUCCCGCAUCCCGUGGGUGCGUCGGGUGUUACCGACCCCUCAGGACCAGGACGGAAUCGGGGCAAUCCUCGGGGUGGCAGAGAAAACGGUUCGUGCGCGCGUGGCGCAGGGGGUGCCACCCAAAAUCAACGAGACGAUGCUGGACUCGUGGUUGCGCAAUGGGGUUGACCCAUCGUUGGCGGUCUCCGAAGUGACCAUUGCCCUGUUCGCAGGAUCGGACACGACCGCAACUUCCAUCCGCGCGCUGAUGCUUCACGUCAUUUCCAACCCGAUUGUCUAUUCGCGGCUGACCGAAGAGAUUCGCGGCGCCGAUAAACGCGGUCAAUUGGGCUCCCCAGUGGUCAGCGAGCGCGAAACCAAGUCUUUGGCUUACCUGCAGGCCUGCAUACUGGAAGGGUUGCGGGUGUUUCCCCCGAUCACGGCGUUGCGCGAGCGCGUGGUGCCCGCGGGGGGCGACACGCUGAAUGGGGUGUUUAUCCCCGCGGGCACGAACGUCGGGCUUAACCUGCCCGGCCUGCUGCGCCACGAGCCCGCCUUCGGCCCCGACGCCGACGUCUUCCGUCCGGAAAGAUGGCUGGAGGCAACCCCCGACCAGCGACAGCGCAUGGACCGAGUCCACGAGCUGAUGUUCAACUGGGGCAGUACCCGUUGUCUGGGUAUUCGCUUGGCCCAGACAAUGAUGAGCAAAGUCCUGGUCGAGGUCUUCCGGCGGUGGGACCUGGUCUCGUUGCGACCCCAGCAGCCCUGGCACAGUCGAUGUCAUGGGAUCUUUCUCCAGAAGGACUUCAAUGUCCGCAUCACUGAGGCACCAGGAUCAACCAGCUAGUGGGGGAUCGCUGGAGUGGAAACAAGGGAAACAUGAUAUGAUGAUAGAUCACGCUUGGAUAAUACGGUAACGAAGAACCACACGGACUCGAGAAAUUAGCCCGGUCAAAGAUCCUUUUCCCAGCUUCCAGCCUGCUCCUGCUACUCCUGAAUCCAAUUUG